AUGACAACGUCACAAUCCAGAUCCGACAAAAAUAAAGCAUACACAUCGAUUGCCCAGAAACAAUCGCUAAUAACAUCAUUUUUUGCAAAACCAAAAUCAGUAGCCGUUAAUAGUGAUAAUACUAAUAAAUCAAAUGCCAAAGAUAUAAGUGACAAUUCAGUCACAAAAAACGUGACCAACCAAUCAAUCGCAACUGCUGAGAUUGUUUUAAGUACCAAUUUAGAUUCCAGCGAAGUAAUUAAAUCAGUAGUCCAAAAUGAAGAACAUAGAUCUCCUUUGGAUGAUAAUUCGGAUAUAUAUGCGAACAUAGAUUCAGAUGACCGAAUUAAUAAAUUAUUAACUACAAAUACUACAGAUAGAUCUAUAUUUCCUAACACUGUGAAACGGAGGAUAAUCGAUGAUAGUGACGAUUUUAACGUCAUAAUCAACGACAACUUAUCCAAAAAAACUGUUACAGAUAGGUAUUGUACUACAGAUUGUAUAAUUGAGAACAAUUUCUGGGAUUCUGACCAAUCUGAUAUUGAACUUGAUAAAAAUUCACUGAUUGAUACAACAGCUGACAAUAAUAUUGUUGUAUACGAUCUUGACAAGUUUAUAUACUCAAAUUCUACCUCCACUGAUACAAGUAAAGCUAACACAAUUGAAAGUAGUAUAUAUUCAAGUGAAUCUAUGAGCACCCGCAAAUCAAUUAAUGACGAUUUAGAGGAUUAUAACAGGGAAAAUGAUGAAAAAAAAUAUUACUUGGCUUGUAAUGCCAGCAAAAUUUGCAAAAUGUUUCGAGAAUACAUCGAAAAUUAUUACCUUUAUUGCAAAACUUUCGUGUUUCCUCCCUGGAUCCAGCCACAGUUUAUCAAAGAUUCAUCCGGCCGCAGGCCAGAUUGCACGUCUUAUAACCCAUCAACAAUGCUUAUUCCACCUCCAACUCACAAAUGGAUUAAUGAAUACCGAAAUGUGCAUUACACUCCCACAAUGAAGCAAUACUGGUCAAUAAAGGCUACCCAUUUUGACAAACUUGUUUUGUUCAAAAUGGGCAGAUUCUAUGAAAUUUUUUAUAUAGACGCAUGUAUAGCACAUAAAUUAUGCGAUUUAAGGUGGAUGGGCAAAGAAUCUAAACCUCAUAUUGGAUUUCCAGAACAAAGUUUGCAAUUUUAUGCGUCAAAAAUGGUAGCUUCAGGGUAUAAAGUGGUUGUUGUAGAACAGAUGGAGACACCAAAAGAAAUGCUGGAAAAGAAAAAGGGGAUGAAGUGGUCUGAAAAGGUGAUAUCAAGGGAUGUAUGCCAAAUUUUAUCGAAAGGCACUUUACUGCAUUCCGCGAUGUUACCAUCGGAGUCACAACCAUUACUAUCAAUUGCUUUUAAAUCAUCAAAGCCCAUGUUUUUGGGUGAUCAAGAAUACUGUAAUUUUGGUCUAUGUUUGGUGGACGUUAGCACCAAUAGCAUUAACUUAUCAUUCUGUAUGGAUGACGAAUCAAGGCUAAAUCUUAGGACUACGUUGGCCCAUGCCAACCCAGCUGAAAUACUGUACAUUCCAAGCAAUGUAAACAGGAAUGUUGUUGAAAUUUUCAAGCGUUUACCCCUCAAACCUCAGUUAUCGCUUUACGAAAUCACAGAAGAUGAUACUGAUAUGGAAGGUAUUAUAGAAGACAAUAUUUCUAGUGCCUUAAAUUCCAUAAAUAGUGAUGGCACUGGAAUAUCUGAGGCGGAUAAAUCUCUAAUAUUAAGAUCUAUAAUACUAGCAUCAAAAUACUUGGCAGAUAUGCAAUUGGGGAACGUGAUAAAAUAUUCAAAUGUAUCUAUGCCAGAUCAAUAUGCUACCAAUCGGUUAAAAUUGAAUACUUGUGUUUACGAUCAUUUAGAAAUGUUUACCACGACUCUUGGCGAAAAAAAGAAUUCAUUCUUCCAGUUCAUUGAUAAAACAUCAACCGCAUUUGGAUCCCGUUUGUUGCGGCGUUGGGUAUCUUCACCCUCCACUGAUUUGGCAGUUAUAAAUUCUAGACUCGACAGCGUUGAGUGGCUAAUGGAGAACCCCCAGAUAAAUAAUGAAAUUAGGACACUUUUAUGCAGCUGUAUUGAUGUAGAGCGACAAAUGGGGGCCAUCAGCAACAAUAACACGACAAAACGCGCAAUCCAAUUUGACCAUGUACAGUCAAAUCGUUUACUAUCGUUCCACAAGUUACUAAAGGGCUUUGAACCAUUUGAGUCGCUGAGAUGUCUGAUAAACGAUAAAAAUUCCAACUAUUUAGCAACAUUAGUGACACUGGAGAAUGAGGGAGGGGCUUAUCCGGAUUUAAAGCCAUAUAUUGCGCAUUUUAUGGACAAGCUUAAAAUUGUUGAUAAACAAUGUUAUCCCCAGAGAGGGUUUCACGAAAAAUCUGACAAGGUUUUUGAAAGAAUUGACCUAAUUAUCCAGCAAUUACACAACGAAUUGUGCAAUUUAUCUAAUUCUUUAAAAACUGAAUUAAAAUUCGUACAUUCUAAGUUCAAAUACGAGGUGGAGUGUCCAGAAGCCUUGCAUAAGAAAUUAUCAACAAAAUACGAAAUUACUUCAUCUAGAAAGGGUUUUAUUCGCUUCAGAACCCCACGUAUACUUGCCUUUACCAAUGAAUUGGAGGACAUGGAAUUUGAACGCUGGGAGUGUUUAAACGACUAUUUUAAAUUAUUAAUAGAAGAGUUCACAACCUUCGCUCCUCAUUUCUCCAAGGCCAUCCAAAUUGUAGCGGAGAUCGACUGUUUAAGUACAUUUGCAUAUCAUGUUCUGUGCAAUAAUUACCUUAUGUGCAAACCUAGAUUAUAUCCUAUGGAGGGGAAGCCUUUUUUGCACCUAGAAGAUUCAAAACACCCAAUCAUUGGAUUUAUAGAACCAGAAUUCAUUCCCAAUAGUGUAUGCAUGAAUUGUCAUGAUGAAUCUAACAUUUGCCUAUUACUAACUGGACCUAAUAUGGGCGGUAAAUCGACACUGCUACGGCAAAUCUGUCUAAUCACAAUCAUGGCCCAAAUAGGCUCUUUUGUGCCAGCUAAAAUAUGCGAGAUGACUCUUGUUGACAAGAUUUUUACAAGAUUAGGUGCCUCGGACUCUAUUAUGGAUGGUAAAAGCACCUUUUAUGUGGAACUGGAGGAGACUUCCUUGAUGAUGGAACAAGCUUCACCUUAUUCAUUAGCUAUGAUUGAUGAACUGGGAAGGGGGACUUCUACUUUUGAUGGAAUGGCAAUUGCAUCUUCAUCCCUAAUAUACAUAGCAAACAAGUUAGCGUGUCGUUGUAUCUUCUCCACCCAUUACCAUCUAAUUUGCAAUGAAGCAAAGCUAGUUGAUUCCAUAAGUUUAUAUCACAUGGCAUCAUCUAUUAUGAGUGGAGAUGUGAAAUUCCUGUUUAAGUUCACCAAGGGGCAAUGUUUGAAAUCUCAAGGGUUACACAUAGCUAAAUUGGCAGGUAUACCAGAAUGUGUUCUUAGUGUGGCACAGAAUAUUGCAGAAUCGAUGGAAAUCAAAGUUAACCGUGAGUGCAGUGGCAACCAGUUGCUAUCUGAGUGCUUGCAUUUAUUUACUAAAGGAGAUUUAUGCAGUUUGGAGGAUUUGUACAACAAACAUCGCAAAUGA
Molecule: messenger RNA, 3594 nt
Organism: Babesia microti strain RI
Lineage: Eukaryota; Apicomplexa; Aconoidasida; Piroplasmida; Babesiidae
Product: DNA mismatch repair protein MSH6
Exons: 8
Coding region: 1-3594 (1197 amino acids)
Biological process (GO): mismatch repair
Cellular component (GO): MutSalpha complex; nucleus
Molecular function (GO): ATP binding; ATP-dependent DNA damage sensor activity; mismatched DNA binding
Source: RefSeq, a predicted model, not a curated record